ACCCACACCACGACCUUGAAUUAAAUGUCGCCAUUCGCCAUUCCAAAGAAAAAGUGAAUAUUGUUAAUAAAAUUUAAAAUUACUUGGAAAAAUUGCAAGCUGAAACCCAAAAAUGUAUUCGGGGCAGGAUUAUCGGUCACCCUACAGAAGAACUUGCGAGAAAAAUUAACACGAAAUUGACCAAAAAUAGAUGUUUUGUUUUCAAAUCAGCUGUUAGAGUGGCUCCACCUUCUGACAUAAACAAAUAGAUUUAAAUGCUACUGGAGUACUGAUACAUGUGGAAAAUGAAUUCAGAGUGUGAUAUACAGCCGGCGGCUUGCAUUGUAUGCAAUUCAACUGAACACUUGUUGAGGUGCGCUCGGUGUAAAUUAGUUUUUUAUUGUUCUAAAGAACAUCAGAAAAAAGACUGGCGAAAACAUAAAGCUACUUGCCAGCAAAAUAGCGCUUCGGCUUCAGUCAGUCUCAGUAAUAGUGCUUCGACUAGUGUUAACCAACAUAGGAUAAAGUUAGAUUUACGGAAAAACUCUUUACCAAUAGAAGGUAGCUCUGAAAGUGAAAUAUUAAGUGCUGCCUGUGAAAGUUUAGGAGAGACGUUCGGUAGAGCAUUAAAUAAUAACAUUGAUGAUAAAACUGCUACUGAAAGAUCGUUAAAGUGUGCUAAGUCAGUCAUGCCUAUUGCAGGAGAAAACAUUGUACAGCCUAAAGUUAAAGGCCUAAAAUAUUUCCCUGAAGUAGCUUUAGCAGGGGCAGCCCCUUUUCAACAUAAUAUGGACGACGAUGUGAUAGAGGAUAUGUGCAAAAAUAUUAUUCAAGACUUGAGUGAUUAUGGUUUAUGCGUCUUGGACAAUUUCUUAGGUCACGAAGAAGGCAAAACUGUCUUUGCCGAAGUAUUAAAUAUCAAAGAUACAGGGGCUCUCAGAGAUGGUCAAUUGGUUUCAACAAAAGGCAAAGCCAAAGAAGAUUUGAAGACUAUAAGGAGCGACAAGAUUUGUUGGGUGCAUGGCAAGGAACCAGAAUGUUUACAUAUUGGACAUUUGAUAGGGAGAGUUGAUACCCUUAUAACCAGGGCAAAUAAGAUGGCAAAUAAUGGCAAAUUGGGACAGUACAAUAUCAAUGGGAGAACAAAAGCUAUGGUAGCAUGUUAUCCAGGUUCGGGAGCUCACUACGUGAAACAUGUGGACAAUCCGAAUAGAGACGGUAGAUGCAUUACGGCCAUUUACUAUCUCAACCUCAACUGGAACGUGCACACGUGCGGAGGAUUACUCAGGAUAUUUCCCGAAGGAUGGCGAGAGGACAGAGUUGCAGAUAUAGAGCCAAUAUUCGACCGUCUCCUAUUCUUCUGGUCGGAUAGGCGAAAUCCCCACGAAGUUCAACCAGCUUUCGACACCAGGUACGCGAUCACGUUGUGGUAUUUUGAUGCGGCCGAAAGAGAAGAGGCUGUCAGACGAUAUGAUAAAGAACGUCUCAUGGAAAAAUCUUCGUCUUCAUCGACUUGACUGACAGCGAAUGAGCUCCGAAAGCUUGUUGGACGACUACCACUUUGACUCUUUGUAUAUAAUGUAGAUAUAUUUUCGUUUGUACAUUAAGGUACUAUUCUAACACCAUUGUUUUAGAUACAACAUAACCGUGUUACUAUACAUUUUUAGCUUGUUAUACAGUUAUUUUUAAAAUAACAAUCCCUCUAAUGCGGCGAUUUUUUUUUUCUGGUUCUAACUCAGAAUAUUUUUGUUAUUUAUUUUGUUAUUUUUAUUUAUUUUCGAAUAAGUUUGGCGCAAAUGAAGUUGCUGCAUUGAAAAAAAAAAUGUAUGUGGUCUAAGGUUAAGUACCACGUAAGAACUUUCCAUUUUUCUGAUCGCAAUUAUUAUUGUCAGAAAAAUUCUUCUGUAUUCAGUCAAAAAAAGUCAAAGGUAUGUAGGUACAAUGUACAUACGUUCUUGUGACUGACAGUUUUUAAUAUUCCAUAUCGUUUAUUCACAAGAUUUAGACCCUGGGCCCGGACUCCCAACCCACGAUUCGAUAGUAUCGUCCAUAUAAAAUAGAUAGACGAUACUAUCGAAUCGUGGGUUUGGAAUACAGACCCUGAAAAUACUUACAUCUGUUUUUUUUUUUGUGAAUUUAUUUAUACGCCUAACUUAUUGUAACAAAAAAUCGCCCAUGAGUGUUUAUAAUCCAGCCAAGUUAUUAUUUAUGUUGUAUUUGCGUUAACAUUAUCUUCCUAUCCAUUUAACAAAAAUUAUUUUUUCUCUGUGUGAUACUAUUUUCUGUCAUAAAAAUGUGAAAAUUAUCAUGUUAAACUGUAAAUAUUUGUAUUUGUAUAAAGUAUUUGAGGAAAUAAACUUCAUUUAUUUUGUUAAAGAAAAAAUGAUAAAUAAAAUUUUUAACCUGCAAAUUUAUGCUUUUAAUUAGUAUGAUUUAUAUGUUUGAACUUCAUCAUUGGUUGACAUUUUUACAUAAUCACUUUUUGGAUCCAUCGGACAACCAAAUGAAACUUCUUUCGUAUACUUGAAAGCAUUGUUCAUCCAAAACGUUUAAUCAACAUAAAUAAAACUUAAGAGUUAUUUUCAUAAAAAAAAACACGAACAUUUUUAGUAGCUUCUGCCGAACAAAGUGUAAUAUUUUGGUGCACGAGUGCAAGCAGGAUGAAUACAUUUAUCACUGGAUUUAAUUUCAGCUGGUUGUGUCAGAGGUAUACAUAAAGCUUUAGCUCCCAUUGAUGGAGCACCUGGUUCAGCAUCUUCCUCUCUAA
Ceutorhynchus assimilis (cabbage seed weevil) is the source of this 2746-nucleotide messenger RNA. Lineage: Eukaryota; Metazoa; Arthropoda; Insecta; Coleoptera; Curculionidae. The record is from the annotation of a GenBank genome assembly.